UUGUGAUUCACAUGUGGAGGGGAAGUACUCAGUACCUCCAGAACAUCUUAGUUCCUACAAUCAGUUGUACUCAAAAUACUGUAGUCAUUACACCAGUGUCCUAAGGAGGAUUUGUAUUUUUUUGUGUGUUCAUAUUUUCGCGUUGUCAUAGAGGAACAAUGAUGUUCAAGGCGAUUUCAUCCAUAAAAGUGAAGGUUGAGUUGAAACCAGUAGUGGACAAUUUGGUCUUCCGCCUACACUACCGAUAUACUUACACAAUAUAUAUGGUCUCCAUGCUGCUAUGUACGAUAUAUGAUAUUAUAGGAGACAAAAUCAGCUGUAUGACUGGAAUAGACUCUGAUGCCUACAACGAUGUGGUCAGUAACUUCUGCUUUAUCAUGGGCACAUUCACGGUGGAUCGCUUGCAUGGAGUCAAGAUUGGUGCCGAAGCUCCACACCCGGGCGUUGGGCCACAACAACCAGGUGACAACGUUACUUUUCACACGUACUACCAGUGGGUUCCCUUCGUUCUCUUUAUUCAGGGAGUGAUGUUCUACGCUCCUCACUGGCUGUGGAAGAGCAGGGAGGGCGGCCUUUUCAAGCAGGUUAUACAAGAUCUCUCCAUUCGUGAUUACCUGGGCUCAGACCUCAGGAAUUACUUUGGUCGGGAAGAAAGGUACGCUGCGCUUUCUAAAUACAUCUACCACCACAUGGACAAUCAUAGGGACUGGGCCUAUUCCUUCUUCUUCUGUGAGUUCCUCAACCUUGGCGUGGUGAUAGGCACUUUAUUCCUCACUGACUGGUUCCUGGGUGACGAGUUCCUAGCAUAUGGCGUCAAGGUGUUUGGGAUGAUUGGGAUGGACCCAGAGAACAGGACAGACCCGAUGUCAUACGUCUUCCCCAGGAUGGUUAAGUGUACCUUCAAGAGCUUCGGUGCCUCAGGAACCAUACAAGUGAGAGAUGUUAUGUGCCUCAUCGCUACUAACAUCAUCAACGAGAAGAUCUUCGUCUUCCUGUGGGUGUGGCUGGUGUUACUGACGACUGUUACCUCUAUAUACCUGGCUUACCGUCUCCUCCUCAUCUUCGUUCCCUACUUAAGACGCCUCCGCCUUCAGAUGCUGGUGAAGACAGAGAUGAAGCAUGAUGUUGCUACAGUGAUGAAGCAAGCCUCUCUCAGUGACUGGUUCCUCAUAUACAACCUGGGCAUGAAUAUGGAGAUGAGUGUUUUCAGCGAGUUCAUACAUUACUUUGCUAGAGAACUCUCGAACUCUACCGACACUCUGCCUGUUGAUGAGAAGGAGAGUAUGAACUUGUGAGAUGAUCAAAGGCUUAGGAAAUAUAAGAUGAAAAUAAGAUUUGCAGUAGGAUUACUGUAGUGUAGGUUAAAAAGACAAAACUGCGGCAGGCCUAGUGUAGUAAAGGCUGAACAGGAAAAACACAAUGAUAAGCCUACUGAAAUAGAAGUUGAAAAGAAAUGUAAAACCUAGCUGGGGUCGGCCAGUGGAUACUUAACCACUAAACGAGCUAUCAUAUGGUUAUGACCAAUUAGGACUAUUAAUUCCUGACGAUUCGUCAGGAAUUAACUCAGUGGGUUAUUCGUCAGUGACGAAUAACCCACCAUCAUUAGAGCUUUAAUCCUUAUUUUAGGGUUAAAAGUAUUAUUAUUGGUGGUGUAAAUGUGCAAUGUAGCCUUAGUGACCCUCGUAUAGUCAAUAAGCUUUCAACCUAACCAUUAACCCAAAGUUUAAUUAACCAAUCUCAGCGCCUGGGAAAUGAGUAGUAAUCAGGUUUGAUCCAGGUAAAAGGAGGUUAGUCCCAAUUGCUUGGAUCAAGGAUCCUUUACCGACAUUAAGGCUUUUUCUUUCUUUGAAGGACCAAUGGAGGUGGAAAACUGAAAUAACAUGAACACUAACACUAAUAUGGUAACCUGAAAAGGAUGACCACAAAAAAAUUCAGUCGAGGUGAAACUAGAUUAAAAUGAUACUGGAUGAACUCCGGUUACGGCCAAAUUUAUAUUAAUAAGCAAUGACUGUAACACCCCAGGUACCAUUAUUAUUAUAAUCAGAAAGAGGCGCUAAACCACAAGGGUUAUACAGCCACCCUGUCUAUGUUCUAGACAAUCUUCAUGCCUAGUUUGAACAAAUUCAAAUCACGGUCUUGAAGAGACUAGUAGAUUCGAAGCUCAUCAAAGUACAUAUUAUAUUGUAGAUGUCGCUAAAUAAUCAUAAUUUCUGAAAGGAAAAUGGUAGCUUUUAGAUAUCAGUAACGUUCGAAUAAUACGGUUUACUGUUCGAGACCCCUCAAGGGAGGUUCCUUGACGCUGGUGAGGGGCUCUUGAUCUAGGGAAUUGGAUUUGUGCUCCGGUUCCCUGAAUUGAGCCUGAAUACCUUCUAUCCCCCCCCACAUGCGCUGUAUAAUCCUACGGGUUUAGCGCUCCCCCAUGAUUAUACUAAUAUUGUUAGAGAAUGUAUGUAGUGAUGAAAUGGGUUUUCUUUAUACAAGUGUGUUCAGUUAUGUUCACAUAGUUAUUAUGGGAAGUUACUUAUACUAAGGAUGUGCUACGUUUAUAUACACUAUCACACGUAUAUUUAUUUGUAAUCACUGAAAAGCUUCCAUAUUUUGAAAUAUUUAUCAUUUGUCAGUGCGGUUUAUCAGUGUAAUUAAUGGCUUUGAGUAAGGCAUUUCGCAAAUGUGGAAAAGUAUAUUGUACACUACACACGGGCCAUCGACAUGGAUUGGUUGGGACGUGUCAGUUAGACUAAGUCCCAGAGGUACACAUACGCUUCUAAGUUUGAAGCCGCUCAGAUGUUGCAUUCUUAAGGUAUCGGCACCGCAUAUAGCUUCAUAACUAGGCAAAGGUUGGUCAAGUGGAUGGGUGGGAAUGGUUGGUUUUGAGGAGGACCUGCCUUGUAUGGGCCAGUACUCCUAUGUUCUUAUAAUACAACAUAUUGUUACAUAAUACAUUACAUAAAUAUAAUACACAUUUCUGUAUAAUAUAUAAGUAUAACUCCACGGCUCACCAUGCGAGUGGUAAUGUCGCCAGAAACAAAUCUAAUGGGUUCAUAUAUUUAUGGUUAAUAAACUUUUUGUACAAAU
Messenger RNA from Cherax quadricarinatus, 3075 nucleotides. Its product is annotated as innexin inx2. Gene Ontology annotation, molecular function: gap junction channel activity. Gene Ontology annotation, cellular component: gap junction; plasma membrane. Lineage: Eukaryota; Metazoa; Arthropoda; Malacostraca; Decapoda; Parastacidae. The record is from RefSeq and is a predicted model, not a curated record. Gene Ontology annotation, biological process: phototransduction.